AUGAAUGUCAGCGAUACGAAAUCAAAGAAAUGUCGAUGGCUUCGUUUCAAGAUCCCUUGUUGCAAACUCGGCCGGCUGAACUGUUCUUUCACGGUACGUCUAAACCCAGUUGUUUCUCUACUUUCCGCCCUCAUUAUCUGGGGUUUUGUCGUAUGGUGUGUGUUAGAGGCGAAAGCAGUCAACGAGGAGAUGGUCGAAUGGCGAAGGUGGAUAACUUUGAAAUGCACCUGGCUCUACAUCGGAACUCAAGACGCGUGGGCUUUGUUCAUUAUUGUGCUGUAUUUCUCCAAGUAUUCUAAGAUGAAGCUAGGCAAAUCGCAAGAGAAACCAGAAUUCAACGAUGCGACUUAUUUUACAAUGUUGUUCGCUGCUGGUAUCGGAAUUGGUCUCUUUUACUAUGGAGUAGCGGAACCCAUUUGGCAUUAUGCUCCUGGACAUUAUGGAAAUCGUUAUUAUGCCAGGUAUUCCGACAACCAGCAGGCCCAGGAUGCCAUGAAUCUCACGUUCUUUCACUGGGGGAUUCACGGAUGGAUUGUAUACGUGGUGGUCGGACUUCUCCUCGCCUUCCUUAGCUACCGAAAGGGUCUUCCAAUGACAAUGCGAUCCUGUUUCUAUCCUCUGCUAGGGAACAGAAUAUUCGGUUGGAUGGGUGACUUCAUCGACAUCCUAUCGGUGGUGUGUACCAUGUUUGGGGUCUGCACCAGUCUUGGUCUCGGCGCAAUACAACUCAACGCUGGUUUCAGACGACUCAACCAAGACAUCGCCUUCAGCACUACCAAUCAGAUCAUCGCCGUCUGGGGUGUAACGGCCUGUGCAACUCUAUCUGUCAUCAGUGGCUUGAAACUUGGCAUCAGACGGCUAAGCGAACUAUGUUUUGGUAUCAGUAUACUACUGAUGUUGAUAAUUUUGUUCUACGAUGAUACGUGGUAUCUGCUCAACCUGUAUGUUCAAAGCAUUGGAUACUAUCUUCAGUUUAUUGUACAGAUUGGAUUCCAUACAGAUGCUUUCGCACAACUCGGCAAUUCCCCAGAUAAACUCGAAGCUACUGAGUGGAUGAACGACUGGACUAUCUUUUAUUGGGGUUGGUGGAUUGCUUGGUCCCCUUUUGUUGGAAUGUUCAUCGCGAAGAUUUCACGAGGCCGGACAAUCAGGGAAUUUCUCAAUGCCAGCCUCACUGCGCCUAUCUUCUACUCUUUUCUGUGGCUCACAAUUUUUGGCGGAGCAGGAAUAAGAAUGGAACGAAACGCAGCCUUGGCAAAUAUCACCUGUUCAUCGCCAUUUGGAGGAAAAACUGCCACACAAUCAUUUCAAGGCUUUUACCGACUGUCCUGUCGCGCAAAGAAUGACAUGUGGUUCGACCUAAUGGACCAGUAUGGUGACCUUGGAGACUUUCUGUCCAUCGUGUCCUUAAUUGGUAUAAUCCUUUACUUUGUCACCAGCUCGGACAGUGGCUCACUGGUCAUAGAUUGCCUCUCUGCCAACGGUGAUCCAGACCCUCCCAUCCCCCAACGUGUCUUUUGGGCCUUGACAGAAGGUGCUACCGCAACAGCUCUGCUGUACGCUGGAGGAACAGGUGCUCUGAACGCCUUGCAAGCAGUUUCCAUUGUGGCUGGCCUCCCCUAUACUAUCUUGUUGUGCUUCAUGUGUGUGGCAUUGUGGCGAGCUGUUCAAAUGGAAGAUGGCGACUUGGACCCAAAUGGUCCACAGUUCAGCGUAUGUGUGUUCCAUCCGAUCUCACGACCUUCCUGUGAAGGAUUUUUCAAACUUCUCCUCGCCAUUGUUGCUCCCUGGUACGUGAUAGCCAUUGCAACAAGCAGGAAGGAGGGUAGUUGCCCCAUAGCUAUGGCCUGUCGCAUGGUCCUCAUGGGUGUGCCAUUUUAUUCCUGGAUAGCCAUGAUGGUGGCAGAGCUGAUUCCGGUGGAAGGAAUCUCUUAUGUCGGAUGGGCGGCUCUUGUUUUGUUCUUUGGUGUAGCCACGGCCAUCCGAACGGGAAUGAGGUUAGAGGAUGGAAUACAUGGUAACAUGGUAGAGGAUUUCUUUGUCGUUAUGUUUCUGUACCCAUUUGCAGCUUUCCAAAUGGAUCGACACACAUUGAAAUACCAAAUGAAGAGUAAUGUUGGAGUCGUAAAAACGGGGGAGGCCAGCCACAAUCUCUGGUCUGUAGUCGUCAAAGAUGAUCUAUCAGAAACAACCGGCUUGUAAAAGCCAUGAAAGUUUUGGAGACAGAUAAAAGAACUAAAGCGCUUGGACUACGUAAAUUUUUUUGAACAUCGUUGGCAUGUUCAAAGCAGUGUAAAUAAGUGUAUAGUCUGUGUAUUGAACACGGGACGGCGACGUUCUUUCAAACAGAGGAACAGAAAUAAACAAAUAUACUUUGUUUUCAUAUUUACUUAAUCGAAGUUUUCACCGCGGUAUUGUAAGGGUGUGAUUAUUUGUAAGGCUGGUACUUAUGACGACCCAGAAAGCGGAUGGUCGGUGUGAAAGAGUAAUGACAUCGCAGAUAAUAAUAUUAUGGACAAAUGUAAUGUGUGGCGAUGGAUUUGAUUUUAA
This is a messenger RNA of Stylophora pistillata, 2550 nucleotides long. RefSeq lists its product as uncharacterized. The record is from RefSeq and is a predicted model, not a curated record. Gene Ontology annotation, biological process: nitrogen compound transport. Lineage: Eukaryota; Metazoa; Cnidaria; Anthozoa; Scleractinia; Pocilloporidae. Gene Ontology annotation, molecular function: transmembrane transporter activity. Gene Ontology annotation, cellular component: plasma membrane.